This is a messenger RNA of Toxotes jaculatrix (banded archerfish), 1890 nucleotides long. RefSeq names its product protein phosphatase 2, regulatory subunit B'', gamma (gene ppp2r3c). Bases 233 to 1606 code for a protein of 457 amino acids. Gene Ontology annotation, cellular component: centrosome; spindle. NCBI's taxonomy places the organism in Eukaryota, Metazoa, Chordata, Actinopteri, Toxotidae. Gene Ontology annotation, biological process: T cell homeostasis; microtubule cytoskeleton organization; regulation of dephosphorylation. The record is from RefSeq and is a predicted model, not a curated record. The transcript is spliced from 13 exons.
AUGUGCUUUAUUCAAGCUGAGUUAUCUUAAUAUGCAACGAAUAGUUUAGUGUUUCUCUUAGAGUUGGACCUUUGUUUUGAAUUUCAACCGGAAGCCAUGUUCUUGUUCAGUUAGUAACUUGGUGCUAGGGUAGCUUAGCUACUUUCUUACACAAAUCAACUUUCACACUGUUUUCUGUUUUUGGGUUAGACGGGUUUUACUGAUGAAAUAGUAAAUUAACUUCGAAGCAGGUAUGGCUACAGAACAACAGCCUCACUGGUCGGAUAUUUUAAAAAGGAGGAUAGCAAACUCCAAAAAAGAUGAGAGAAGCGAAGAGGAAAAGAAAGAAGACGAAACUGAGCUGUUCACUAAAUAUUACACCGAGUGGAAGGGAGGAAACGACAAGGACAAGUCCUACAGGGACAUCCCACGAUUCUACUACAGGUUACCAGCAGAGGAUGAAGUAUUACUUCAGAAACUGAGAGAAGAAUCCAGAGCCGUCUUCCUCCAGAGGAAGAGCAGAGAGCUGCUAGAUAAUGAGGAGCUGCAGAAUCUGUGGUUCCUGCUUGAUAAGCACCAGGUGCCUCCAGUCAGUGGAGAGGAGGCCAUGAUCAACUAUGAAGCCUACCUGCAGGUGGGGGAGAGGGCAGGGCCCAAGUGCAAGAAAUUCUUCACAGCCAGAGUUUAUGCCAAACUGCUCCACAGCGACCCUUACGGCAGAAUCUCCAUCAUGCAGUUCUUUAACUAUGUCAUGAGGAAAGUGUGGCUGCAUCAGACUCGGAUAGGUCUGAGCCUGUAUGAUGUGGCGGGACAGGGCUACCUCAGGGAGUCGGAUCUGGAGAACUACAUCCUGGAGCUCAUCCCCACUCUGCCUCAGCUGGAUGGACUGGAGAAGUCCUUCUACUCUUUCUACGUCUGCACUGCUGUUCGCAAGUUCUUUUUCUUCCUCGACCCACUCCGAACCGGAAAGAUUAAAAUCCAGGAUAUACUGGCUUGCAGUUUUCUGGACGACCUGUUGGAGCUGAGAGACGAGGAGUUAUCGAAGGAGAGUCAGGAGUCCAACUGGUUCUCAGCCCCAUCAGCUCUCCGGGUCUAUGGCCAGUACCUCAACCUGGAUAAGGACCACAACGGCAUGUUGAGCAAAGAGGAACUUUCACGCUACGGCACAGCCACUCUUACCUCAGUCUUCCUGGACAGAGUGUUUCAGGAGUACCUCACCUACGAUGGAGAAAUGGACUAUAAGACCUACCUGGACUUCGUACUGGCCUUGGAGAACAGGAAGGAACCAGCAGCUUUACAGUACAUUUUUAAACUUCUGGACAUGGAGAAUCAAGGAUACCUCAAUGUCUUCUCUCUCAACUACUUCUUCAGGGCCAUUCAGGAGCAGAUGAAGCUGCACGGUCAGGAGCCUGUGUCCUUUCAGGAUGUCAAGGAUGAGAUCUUUGACAUGGUGAAGCCCAAAGACCCGUAUAAAAUCACUCUCCAGGAUUUGGUAAACAGUUGCCAGGGUGAUACCGUCACCAGCAUCCUGAUCGACCUCAACGGCUUCUGGACCUAUGAGAACAGAGAGGUGCUGGUUGCUAAUGACAGCGACAGCAGUAACACAGCUGACCUUGAUGACACCUGAGGGUGAUGAGUAAGUUUCACAGUUUUCACUCCCAACAGUUAAAAAACAAAAAAGCAAAAACAUGUGCUUUGAAAGCCAAGUGUUGACUCUGAACCUCUACCUGCUGACUCAGGUCCCUCUGGAUAAGUGAAAAGACAUUUUGAGAUGGACAGAAGAAGGAAAGUGAGGCAUAUUGCUCUGUGUAAAUAGAGUUCUGUGUUCCUCCUGUUGUUUUCCUGGAAAGAAAACCUAAUAUACAUAUUUUUACUAUUGACCUUUUUAAAAUAAAUCUUUCCUUUUCAUUC